UCCUGGAAUUUGCUGAUGUCACAGGAUCCCAGUGAGAUUUUUGUAGGAGCCGACUUCUCCUUGAAAGCGUCCCCAUUUCCUAUUUCUCCGGAGUUGCGCAGCGGCUGCUCCCGGCCCGAAGCCCCGCUGGGCACCGAGCCCGCGCUCCGUGGCCAUGCCCCUGGGGGCCGGCGCGUCCCGGGCGGGCAGCGAGGGGAGCGGCCGGGCGGCUCCGGCGCCGCCAGCCCCGCGCCCAUGGCCGGCGGCACCGAGCGCGGCGGCCCCAGAGGUCUGUUCUCAAACAUCUGGCUGUGGCGAGCUGUCGCUGGAGUCCUUACUGCUGCUGUCAUUUUGAUUUCAUGUAUUCAGUUUGUAAAGCCUUCUCUGGCCAAAGAGUUUCCCGUGUGUCCUCCCCUGGACCUGUGUCCAUCAGGCUGGCUGUACUUCCAGAGAAAGUGUUACUUCCUCUCAGAGAGUGAAGCUGCCUGGAACUCCAGCCAGAGCCAGUGCUCUUCCCACAACGCGUCCCUGCUGGUCAUCGAGAAUCAUCAGGAGCUGAGGUUUAUGAUGAAGAUAACAAAGCAAGAUCCAUGGAUUGGACUCUAUAAAAGAAAUGAAGAGUUCUUUUGGGUAAAUGGAAAAGCCUUAGACAAUGAACUGUUUGAAGUAAAAGGCUCUGGCAGCUGUGCCUAUCUGGAGUCCAAAGGAGUCUCAGCCUCAGGAUGUUAUUUAACCAGGAAAUGGGUCUGCAGCUUGAAUAUCAAGUCAGCACAAUAAAGGUGGACAAAGCCCCCACCCCUGACACUUAGAGCUCUGAUAUGAUGAUGCCUACUACACAGGCUGUGUCUACACUUUGGGACCUGGGAAUGUGUCCCAGCUCUUACCCCGAGGUGAAUGACUUUUCUGGUAGCCAGAAUUCUCCACCCAUGGAGGAAGGCUUUAAAGAUACCAUAUUAAAGGCUUUCUUCAGCAUCUUCAUAAGUAAUUUCCUUGCCCCAUUUUUCCAGCUACUGCUCAGCUGUAGUUUCUUUUUGCUGUGCCAUCAGUAUUUCCUCCAUUUACUCUUCUCUUGUAGGAGCAGCUGCUCUUUCUUUUCCUUUUGGGUGUGCAGUUGGAGGUUUUUGUUCUGCUUUUCCUUUUGCCAGAGUCUGUGUGCAUGGGUGGUGAAGUGGGUCUGUCUGGAGGGCUGCGAGUGCCUCGUGGAUACAGAGCAAUGCAGAAGUGAACACUGCUGUUUUGGACAUGAUCACAGCAAAUUCCUCUCUUUCCAUUUGAUGGGAUGUACCUUGAAUUGUAUUCCACGUUUUGUUAAUGUUAUAUUACAUUAAUUUUGUUAAAUCCUGGUGAUGACGUUAUCAAGCUGAUUUAUGUAGCUGCACUGCACCUGAAGUUAUCCUCACAACACUCUGUAGCCAAAAAAGGUCACAAUAGAAAAGAAUAUUUAUUUACCUGAGCAUCUGCACUGGUGGAAGGGAGAAGAGUUGGAACUGGAACAGUGAUAGCAAAGCUGCAGUCAUUAAUGUGUAAAUGUAGAAAUAAUCCUCAGUGCAAGGAGAUAAAAUCAGGAGAAGGGAAAGAGAGAAUUAACAGGGAUAUUUCUCUGUGUUUCCCUUAUGCCCUGUGCCUGUCAUGGUGUGAGCCUUCCGAGCAAGGGGACAUUUCCAGAUGGAGAGUGUUUCCUUGUGUAAGUGACAUUUUCAGCAGCGGCCUCCAGUGCUCUUGGAUUGCUGGGAGCCUGAACAGACUUAGGGCACAAUCCCUUUGAUUGACUGAGUCCCAUACAUGUCUAGCAGGUUGUCCAAAAAUUAAAAGUGUCAUUUGACCCAGAGGAAGCAAAUUUGCAUGUAAGGAAUGUAACUAUGAAGUUUCUAGAGAAUGAAGAAUGGGAAGUUCACCUUCAUUAUUUUCUGUGACAGAAGGAUUUGACUGUAGCAGGACCAUACACAUGGAUAGUGUCAGUGACUUGUGCCUUUCAGAUGUUUAUUUAAAGAUAAUCACUCAUUUUGCUGGAUUACACUUUUCUUAAUUGCUUGUAUUCUUUAUACAUACAGUAACAGGACUCUACAGUAUAAAAAGCUUAAUUAUCUAUUUAUUUAUGUUGGGGGGAAGGUGUUAUUCUGCAAUGUUUUUACAUUAACCUGAUUCUGAAGGAUAUGGUAUGUGCAAUAGUCCUGAAAAGAUACUAAAUAAAUAUCUUUACAGAGCCCCUGAA
Passer montanus (Eurasian tree sparrow) is the source of this 2191-nucleotide messenger RNA. RefSeq names its product C-type lectin domain family 2 member B-like. Bases 16 to 756 code for a protein of 246 amino acids. The transcript is spliced from 5 exons. The record is from RefSeq and is a predicted model, not a curated record. Lineage: Eukaryota; Metazoa; Chordata; Aves; Passeriformes; Passeridae.